Danio rerio (zebrafish) is the source of this 1238-nucleotide messenger RNA. It is a transcript of the gene nt5c1aa, whose product is annotated as 5'-nucleotidase, cytosolic IAa. Gene Ontology annotation, molecular function: 5'-nucleotidase activity; magnesium ion binding; nucleotide binding. Lineage: Eukaryota; Metazoa; Chordata; Actinopteri; Cypriniformes; Danionidae. Gene Ontology annotation, cellular component: cytoplasm. Gene Ontology annotation, biological process: nucleotide metabolic process. The record is from RefSeq and is marked provisional.
UACAGCGUGAAGCAGCUCUGGAUCACAGUGUGCCAUUGAUGAUAAGAGUAGGGAAGAAUGAGUCUUGACCCUGUUCAGGUCAUGAAGGGGCAAGAGCCUAUGCCCAACACUUGCCCAUCGGCCUCAAACGGGGAUACCAAAGCAUCCUGGGAGGACAGCAACAAGGAUAUGCUUGAAAAUGUUGGUUCCAAGAAGCCCAAAUCACCCAAACCAGAAAACGCAGUGACCAUAGCCGUGUCUUCCCGAGUUAUGUUCCGCACAGAGAAAGAGCAGAAGGUGUUUGAGCAGAAAGGCAUCGAGGAGUACCUCAGGUAUCAGGUGGAGCACGAGAACGAGCCCUUUGCUCCUGGCCCAGCAUUCCCAUUUGUCAAGGCUCUGGAGGCAGUAAACACCCGGUUGAGGGAGCUCUAUCCAGAAAGCGAGGAGCUUUUUGACAUUGUGCUGGUAACUUACAACCAUGCCCAUGUUGGCGUCAGACUCAUCAACACCAUCAAUUACCACAAUCUAUUCAUCGAGCGGUUCUGCAUGACGGGAGGCAGUAGCCCCAUUGGGUACCUGAAAGCGUUUCAUACAAACUUGUAUUUGUCUGCCGAUGCCGAAAAGGUUCAGGAGGCCCUCUCUGAAGGAAUUGCAGCAGCCACCAUGUUUAUGCCAGAAAAACAGAUCGAGGUGUCCGAGACGCAGCUGAGAGUGGCAUUUGAUGGCGAUGCCGUUCUCUUUUCUGAUGAGUCUGAGCGCAUUUUUAAAGCCCACGGCCUGGACAAGUUCUUCGAGCAUGAGAGGGAAAAUGAAAACAGAUUGCUGGAUCAUGGGCCACUGAAGGGUUUUCUGGAAGUGCUCGGGAAGCUUCAGAAGAAAUUCUACGCUAAAGGCCACCGUUUGGACUGUCCCAUUCGCACCUACCUCGUGACGGCCCGCAGCGCAGCCAGCUCAGGCAUCCGCGCCUUAAAGACUCUCCGUGCCUGGGGACUCGAAACAGACGAGGCUCUUUUCCUGGCCGGGGCUCCAAAAGGCCCCAUGCUGGAGAAAAUCCGGCCCCACAUAUACUUUGAUGACCAGAUGUUCCAUGUGGAGGGAGCCGUGGAAAUGGGUGCCAUCGCUGCCCACGUGCCCUAUGGGAUUGCACAGAAAUACCCGCAUAAAAAAAGCAGCAAUACAGCAAAAUAGCAAAUAGAGACAUUCAAAUUGCAGACUUUUUAUUUUUAUUUUAUAAACUCGGUUUGGAUCAGGAUCGCAGU